Molecule: messenger RNA, 4824 nt
Organism: Malania oleifera
Lineage: Eukaryota; Viridiplantae; Streptophyta; Magnoliopsida; Santalales; Ximeniaceae
Product: probable aspartyl protease At4g16563
Exons: 1
Coding region: 2906-4387 (493 amino acids)
Biological process (GO): proteolysis
Cellular component (GO): plant-type cell wall
Molecular function (GO): aspartic-type endopeptidase activity
Source: RefSeq, a predicted model, not a curated record
UGCAGGGCUUUAAUGGUGUCUGUUUGGAUAGUCUGCUUGCAUUAACAGAAAAGCUUGGGAUAAUUAUUGGGUUCACUUGAUGAAAACGUUUUACGCAGAGGGUUCACAUUUGGGGGUAGCCUGUUUUGAUGUUGGGUAGUUUUAAUUAUCUGGUUAAAAUUGGAGCCAGUAUAUGAUUGUGCCUGGUGUUAAUUAUACAGAAGACAGUUAAGAACAUGGUCUAAAACCAAAAUCAUAGGGAUGUCUUACUAGCAUUCUGCCAACGAAUUCUUAUGAGCAGUCUGCCAACCCUACUAUGUUGGGUUGGUGAAAGAAAGGAUUAGAUUCUAGUUUGCCAUUUCCAAGAGUGAGAAUGAAAGGAACCCUAGAUCACCAAAGGUGCGUGGAGCCAUCUAGUUCCUUUUUGAGGUGUAUUGUAUUGUAUACAAAGCAGGCAGUAGAGCGAAAAUUGGUUUCUGAAUUGUGAUGUCUCAUGGUUGGUGAGCCUCGAACAGCCCUGUAUUCCAAGUCCCCAAACAUUACAGAAGCUGGUGAGGACCAGUGUGUGGCACAUGUAUGUAUAAAAGUUAGGUCCAUGCGCAUUUUGUAUAUAUGCAAGGAAAGGAAAAUAUAUAUUUUGGGCAAGGGGGAGAAAGUAUUGAUUGAAAGAGUAUGGUGAGCCUAAGCAGCUGGCGCUUACAAUAACAUGCUUGAUAAUGACUAGAGUAAUGCCUGGACUUCUCUUCCUUCAGGUAUGGCUCGUUAUCAACCUACCCAACCCAUGCUUGCUUCUUCCCACUUAGAGAGAGAGAGAGAGAGAGAGAGAGAGAGAGAGCCAUUUUGUUAUACGUGGGCAUAUACAUAUUGUGUGGUGAGUUGAGAACACAGCUGUAGUGUUUCACUUGUGAACCAGACGAAACAAAGGGGUCAUAAUUUGCUUUUGCAAAAGAAAUUGUCCUUUUUUUCUGUCUUCUCCUCCCGAACCCAUGAAUCGUUUUUCUUUAAAUUAUGCUAUGCUUUGAUGAAAUAUCAAAAUGGGUUUUUUCACAAAAAAUAAAAGUAAAAAAAAGGGUGUGUUAGUGGGAGAGGGGGGGCUGAAGCCGGUGGUUGGGGGUGGAGUGUUAAAUGAGGCGUUGGGAGGGUGAUGGUGGUGGUCGGCAGGCCUGCCCUUCGUCUUCAUUAAUAGGCAGUGUGUGGGCUCACGAGAAUCCUUCUCCUCCUUCCCAAAACUACUUUAAUUUUGUUUUAGGGAAACAAAACAAAGGUAGGUGCGAUCAAGAAACCUAAUCCCGGUGGGGCCUAGGCACGGCUGGGCCCAACUCUCUUGCCAAGUGAUCCAGUUGGGCACGGCUUGCAAGGAGAUUGUGCCAGCUUAGCGCUCCACGUGUCGCUUUCUCAUUGUUGGAUGUCAGCUGGCAGCUGACAUCAUGACACGAGUGCCGGCUUCUUUUUACCAAAAUACCCAUCUGCUUCUUCUUUAAUAACCACUAUGUUUUUUUGAAGGCCCUAGGGUUGGCCUUCGGAGCAGAAUUUACCAUAUAUGAACUAUUUUUGAAGUUUUAAAUUCAUGAAUUUCUUCUCACUAGAAAAAUAUUAAUUUUUCUAAAAUUUAAAAUUUCUUGCAUUCGUCUCUUGAUAUUUUAUUUUUAAUAAAAGGACUUGUGGCUUUUUAUUAAAUCUUGGGAGAAGUUGAAUAGCAUUUUGAAAAUGUGAAUUUCAAAUUUGAAUUUGAAUGAAUUUAGACAAAAUUUAAUAUAAUUUUGUAUUACAUUUUAUUCAAAUUUAUUUAAAAUCAUAUUUAAGAUUUUUUUCAAAUAAAGAUUUUAAAAGAUAAAUAUCAAAUAAAUUAUCGCCGACAUUUUAUAUAAUUUAAUUAUAAAAUGUACUAAAUAUUAUGGUGUACUCUUAAUGUUAUUAAAACAUGAAAUUUGUGUAUAGGAAAGUAAUGAAGCUUUCAGAUUUGAUACAAGUUAAAGAUUGGGUUACCAUUGGAUCCUGGAAGAGCUAACAAACACCAUGUGAUGGAAUAUCCCCUAUUGCCUUUUGCCAAAUCUCACUCAUCCAUGGUUGAACCAUAUAUGGGUUGAGCCCCAAACAAUUUAAUAUUUCUUUCAUAUGGUAAGAGGCUUACCAAGCUUAGAUCACACAAUGUAGCAAAUUAGCAAACCAUUAUUAUUCCUUUUUCUUUUUUGGCUUAACAUUAAAUUACAAAAAUUAUCUUUAAAAUUAAUGAUAGAGAUGCAUAUUAUAAGAAUGUAAUCAUUGAAGAUAAUUUGUGGAGAAAGAAGGGGUACAUAUGUAUAUGUAUAUGUGUAUGCAUUUGAAGUAGGUGAGGGGGGUAAGUGAAAGAACCAUUUACAAAGCCCAAUAACGUACAAGCACACCCUUAACCUGUGAUCCCAGUGGCCGACCCAUUUGAUUGAAAUCUCGGUGACAACAGGGGAGAAGCAGGGUGGAGCAUAGAGUGAAUAAUAAUUUCCCCUACGCUGCUGCUACUCUUCCCCUGUAACUCUUGUCUCGGCAUAUUAUGGAAGAUCUCUAAGCGGCCCCAUGCUUCCUCUGCUCUCCUCUGUACAAACAAACUUUAGUUUAGAGAGGCAGGCGUAUACCUGGGGCGCUGGGGGGAACCCACUUCCUCUGUACGCCGUAACACCACUUCUCCCUCUUUUCCCUCCUUCCCUCCCUCAGAUGUAUCCAACCCCGCCUUUAAAACUCUGUUCCACUGAUUAUUUUUGAUUAUUAACCGGCAGCCAUAGCCAGAAGCUUCUUUCACUAUUCCUAACCCUACGUUCAAUCCAAGUAUAAAAGAAAACCCCCACUCUCCUCUCUUCUCUGUCUCUGCUCUGCUCUGCCUUCUAAUUCAAAGCUCCUCCCCUCUCUUUUUUCUGGUGUUAUUGAAGGUUCUGUUUCUGGCAGUUCCAAAUUCAUGGCUGCCUCUACUCUCUUCCUCUUCCUCUUCCUCUUCCUCUUCCUCACAAUUCUCGCCCAAUACACUUCUUCCUCCAACUCCGAAAUCCUGCUCCUUCCCCUAACCCACUCCCUCUCCCUUUCCCAAUUCAACAGUACUCCCCAUCUCCUCAAAGCCACCUCCGCCCGCUCCGCCACCCGCUUCCACCGCCGCGCCCAGCACCUCCACCACCGCCAAAUUUCCCUCCCUCUAUCCCCCGGCAGCGACUACACCCUCUCCUUCGCCGUCGGCUCCCACCCUCCCCAACAAAUCUCCCUCUACAUGGACACCGGCAGCGACCUCGUCUGGUUCCCCUGCUCCCCCUUCCAAUGCAUACUCUGCGAAGGCAAGUCCGACCCUUCCACCGCCAUCGCCGCCGUCCCCAACAUCACUGCUUCAGCCACGGCGGUCCACUGCAAGUCCCCUGCUUGCUCCGCCGCCCACUCGUCCCUUUCCUCUUCCGACCUCUGCGCAAUCGCUCGCUGCCCGCUGGAAUCGAUCGAGACCUCCGAUUGUUCUUCUUUCUCUUGCCCCAAUUUCUACUACGCUUACGGCGACGGAAGCUUAAUCGCUCGCCUCUAUCGCGAUGUUCUCUCUAUGCGAACCUCUCCGUCUCUGAAUCUCGAAAACUUCACAUUUGGGUGCGCCCACUCAGCACUCGCCGAGCCCAUCGGCGUCGCCGGCUUCGGCCGCGGAGUCCUCUCCCUCCCCGCCCAACUCGCUACUUUCUCCCCCCAACUUGGCAACCGAUUCUCCUACUGUUUGGUCUCUCACUCGUUCGAACCAGCCCGAGUCCGCCGGCCGAGCCCUCUAAUUCUGGGCCGCUACGACGACAAGGAGAAGAUCGGCUCCGCCGGCGGUGAGUUCGUCUACACGCGGAUGCUCAAUAAUCCCAAACACCCUUACCUCUACUGUGUUGGACUCGAGGGAAUCGCCGUCGGGAAGGCGUAUAUCCCGGCGCCGGCGUUUCUCAGAAGGGUCGAUGCAGAAGGAAAUGGAGGGGUGGUGGUGGACUCGGGCACGACGUUCACUAUGCUGCCUUCGAAGUUAUUUGAAUCGGUGGCGACUGAGUUGGAUCGCCGAGUCGGGAGGGUGUACAAGCGGGCGGCUGACACGGAGGACCGGACCGGGCUGGGCCCGUGCUAUUAUCUCGGUGACGGGGCGGGGAGGGUGCCUCAGGUGUCGUUGCAUUUGGCGGGGAAUUCUAGCGUGGUAGUGCUGCCAAGGAAGAAUUACUUCUACGAGUUUUUGGACGGUAGAGAUGGGGUGGGGAAGAAGAGGAGGGUGGGGUGUCUGAUGCUGAUGAACGGUGGAGAUGAGGCGGAGUCGGGUGGGCCGGGGGCCACUCUUGGGAACUAUCAGCAGCAGGGGUUCGAGGUGGUGUAUGAUUUGGAGGAGCGGAAGGUUGGGUUCGCCCGGCGGAAGUGCGCAUCGCUCUGGGACAGCCUGAAUCAUAGCUAACGUGCGCCUCUCUCGAUCGUCAAGCGUGGUUGACUUGUUUGGUCAAUUGGUGCAUGCAUGUUUGGCGUGCGGGGGGUUUGACCGCACGUGGGGCGCAUCUAUUUUGGGCAUAGUUGUGAUAUAUGAAUUAUGUAUAUAUAUUUUUUCUUUUGAAUUACGUAUCGGUUUCCACGUGUCAUCCUGCAACUGAUCCCACAACUUUAAAGGAAAGUAAAUUUCAAGAAUUCAGGAUGGAAACGAAUCUCAGAGGAUUUGAACACCUGACCUUGUGAGAGGUCAUCACCUGAACCAUACCUGGGGGUAUGAAUUAUGUAUAUUUUGUAUGUAUGAAUGUGAGAUUUGCUUGUGGUGCUCUGCUCCUAAUGUAUAAAAGUAGCCAUGAAGCAAAGCACUAGAAGCAAAAUUAAUAAAAUGCAAAAAUAAGAAAUUGUAGGUAA